Tachysurus vachellii is the source of this 3749-nucleotide messenger RNA. RefSeq names its product ring finger protein 167 (gene rnf167). Gene Ontology annotation, molecular function: ubiquitin protein ligase activity; zinc ion binding. The transcript is spliced from 10 exons. Gene Ontology annotation, biological process: positive regulation of DNA-templated transcription; ubiquitin-dependent protein catabolic process; protein ubiquitination. Lineage: Eukaryota; Metazoa; Chordata; Actinopteri; Siluriformes; Bagridae. The record is from RefSeq and is a predicted model, not a curated record. Gene Ontology annotation, cellular component: cytoplasm; nucleoplasm. The coding region runs from base 218 to 1414 and encodes 398 amino acids.
CAGGUUGGCCUUGUUGAUGAACCGUAAACACACGGAAACAACGAAAAGAGCUGCCGAUGUUUUGUCAUGACGAAGCUAUAAAGUUUAAUGUCCCUUUUUUUCCCUGGGAUUAAAAGUGGCUUGUGUUUAAAUCGAGCAGCGAGUGUGUGAUCAGUCACCAAGGAUUUGUGGUGUUUUGUGGAGUUUUUUUCAGGACGCUACCCUGCAGUGUAUCAGGAUGGUGUGUGUGUGGUGUGUGGAGGGUCGAUUGAGGACGUUGACCUUUGCCCUCUGCUCCAUGCUGACCUUUUCCCCAGGUCACGCUUACAUCUACAUUCAUCUCAAUAACAUGAGCUCCUUGCUGUUGGAGGACUGGCCGGCUCUGUUUGGUUCUCCUCUGCCUCCAGGGGGACUGAUGGGCGUUCUGGUGGAGUCUCGUCCUGUGAACGCCUGCGCUCCUAUAGAUCCUCCUCCGGUCCUUCCCACGUCCUCCGACCCCAACAGCACGGUCGGCUUCAUCGUUCUGAUCCGUCGCUACGACUGUAACUUCGAUAUGAAGGUGCUUCACGCUCAGCAGGCUGGAUACAGCGCCGCCAUCGUACACAACGUUUACUCUGACGCACUGCUGAGCAUGAACUACAGCAACGAAACAAUAGCUGAUGAGAUCGAGAUCCCGUCCGUGUUCACCAGUUAUUACGCCUCCAAGAUCCUCCGCAGUUCCAUGAGCCCAGACCAAAGGGUCUACGUCUACCUGAAGCCUGAUUUCUCCUUCCCCAUCACCUUCUACCUCAUCCCCUUCACCGGCAUCGUGGGGCUGAUCAUCAUCGUCAUGGUGGUCAUACUGGUGGUGCGCUGUGUGCACUACAGGAAAAGACUGAGGAAGAACAGACUGACCAAAGAGCAGCUGAAGAAAAUCCCCAUUCACAAGUUCACUAAGGGUGAUGAGUAUGAUGUGUGUGCAAUCUGUCUGGAUGAAUAUGAAGAGGGGGAAAAGCUUCGGGUGCUUCCAUGUUCACACGCCUAUCACAGCAAGUGUGUGGACCCAUGGCUAACACAGACCAAGAAAACGUGCCCAGUGUGCAAGCAGCGAGUGACGCGCACCAACCCUGAGUAUUCCGACUCUUCUGAUUCUGAGGAGGAGGCGGUGCCUCACACAGGUGAUGACAGAGAGGGCGGGGCUUCAGUUGAAGAGCAGUCGGAACGCACACCUUUGCUACACCAAUCUCCUCCGUCCUCGGGCACCUACGAGGCCACAGUUGCCACGGUGACGACCUCAGCACAGUGCCUGCCCCAGCAUGACUCGCCAUUGCUAGGAUACGAUGGUUAUUACUCCCCCAUGGAGGGUUCUGAGGAGGACAUGGAGGAAACGGAGGACGAGGACGACGAGGACGACGAUACGGCACAGCUGAUUGGGCGCGGAGCUGUCAGGGUCUGAGUGCAAAGCAUCAUGGGAAGAAAGGAGAAUUUGAAUCAUGAGCUUAUCAGGCUUUCUUUUGUUCUUUUUCUUUUUAAACCUAGUUUUUGAGCUAGUUCAUAUAACGUAAUGUUACAGCAAUGUAAAAGCUGUAUAUUUAGAUCUAGGAUGUGAACCAGCGCCCCCUGGAGGUAAGACUCCCCUCAGGACACGCUGCUACAGCAGGAAGGAGCCGUCGUUUCGAGCUGGAAUCUGUUGGAGAACAGCAGUGGGGUUUAAAGAUGGUUUUAAGAUUGUAAUGUUUGUACACAGAGAUUAUUGUGCAAUAAGGACCUGAGGGCAGUUUGUUUCUUUUAAUGUGUGUGUGUUUUUUUUAAGUAACGUCACUAGGAACAUUCCGGAAAAUUUGCUCUGUGUCUAAUCAGGCUACAGGAUAUGGACAAAAACAACAACAAAUAACGUGACUAGAUUAAUAUGUAAUGACUGACAUUUGCCUUGUGAUCUAACAAACAUGGAGCCACAGAGAGCUGCAUUAAUGAGCUGGACCUAUAUAACCUUUGUUGGGUUUAUUGAGCAGACGGUGUGUGUAUUGAGCAGACGGUGUGUGUAUUGAGCAGACGGUGUGUGUAUUGAGCAGACGGUGUGUGUAUUGAGCAGACGGUGUGUGUAUUGAGCAGACGGUGUGUGUAUUGAGCAGCAACAUGAUCUGUUUAUUUAUUUAGGGUUUUUUCCCUCCUAUUUCCCUUUAAUAUUGUUAAGAGUCUGUGUCUCUCACACACACUCUCACACACACUCUCACACACACUCUCACACACACUCUCACACACACUCUCUCUCACACACACUCUCACACACAAUCUCUCUCUCACACACUCUCUCACACACACACUCUCUCUCACACUCACACACUCCCUCUCACACACACUCUCUCACACACACACUCUCACACACUCUCUCACACACACUCUCUCACACACACACUCUCUCACACACACACACUCUCACACACUCUCACACACACUCACUCUCUCGCACUCUCUCUCUCUCUCUCUCUCUCUCUCUCUCACACACUCUCUCUCACACACACUCUCUCUCACACACACACACACAUUCUCACACACACACACACACACACUCUCACUCACACACUCUCACUCACACACUCACUCUCUUGCGCUCUCUCUCUCUCACACUCUCGCUCUCUCUCUCUCUCUCACACACACACACACAUACACUCUCACACACACACUCUCACACACACACAUACACUCUCACACACACACACACAUACACUCUCACACACACACUCUCACACACACACAUACACUCUCACACACACACUCUCACACAUACACUCUCACACACUCUCUCACACACACACACACACUCACUCACAUUAACACUGCAUGUAACCAACACCGAUCGUAUCUAUUACACUUCUCUUUAUCCUGUUUAUGACUCGACUGUAAAAAUGGCGUUCACUUUCACCGUGUGUCUGCGUUCUUUUUUUAAAGACACUCCCUCGUGUUUAGUGACCUCCCCUGAACACUUACAGUCUGCAGUGUACUUAAAGGAGCAGUUUAACCACAUCUGCAGUGUUCAGUAGUUUCCACUGAUCACACACUCAUUUGGUGUCUAUAGGUUUUCACACUGGAGAUUCGAGGCUAACGAUGCAGCUAACACAAGGAAGAUGUUUAUGGCCUCCAGUUUAACACAGUGCACAAAAUGCACAGUUAUUCACAUGGAUCACAGUCGGUGCUAUUGGUGAUCUGUUAGCUGCACGAGUCCUGUUGCUCGAGUCUGUAACCGAAGACGCAGAUUUGAGUCGGGGUUAAAGGCGGGAUUGUGAAUGUUGUACCUGUAAUUAAGGGGAAAUAAACAUGAGUAAUGUAUAAUGUAUUCAAUCUGUGCCUAAACUGAACAAUGUUCAUAAUCAGGCUCUCUUUAAGACCUGCUGUGAGUUUCAUCUCCUUUACUAAACCAUGUCUGUGUGGUGUAGGUUUAAUAAAAAAAAAAAAACUGAGCUUGUAUCGUGUGUGUGUGUGUGUGUGUGUUUGUGUGUGUGUUUUUGUGUGUGUGUGUGUAAGAGGAGAAGCCACAGAUCCAGAUUGUAUCUGUUUCUCUGUGUUUCAGCCCCUGAAUGAAAUUUUAAAGAGGUUUUGAAUAACACUAUAAUCGAACACUGUUCAGUCGCACACUCGGGACCACUCACUUAAUGUACUUUUUUGUUUUUAUUGUUGUUACAUUUUUUUUGUUUGUUUCCCGAGUUGUUAGAACGCUACAAGCUGUGUGUGUAACUGCGUUCCUAAUGUACUACACUGUUUAGCUUUUGUGCCAUAAAGAGGAUUUUUAUCUA